AAUGGAUUAUUUUAGUUGUGUAGAUCCCUCUUUCAUUUCGCCUUUAUGCGCCUAAGGGCGUUCGAACGGCGUCGUUUAGAACCCUCGGACUUUCCACAUCUGACUGUUCUUCGCCCUCCGUCCUUCCAAACCAAAAGUCGCCGAUCAAUCAACUUUCACAGCGACAGAAGAGUUGAUUAAAGAUGAUAACUCGAUCUUCAUCUGGAGGUGGAUUCAACAUCGCCGCCGUUACCAAGAAGAUCGAUGUAGACAAUCGAAUUUCUCUACGCUAUUACCACAGAAUUGCCGAUAAUAUUCUCAAGCAGGCUGACAUAUUUCGUGAAGAAAAGAAUAUUAUUGACCUCUAUGUUAUGCUCCUUAGAUUUUCAAGUUUGGUGACUGAGACGAUACCUUGCCAUAAAGAGUACAGAACAUCUCUACAGAGCAGUAAACUCAAUCUCAAAAGGAAAUUGAAUACUGCAAUGACUGAGCUUGAGGAAUUGAAACCUGCUGUUUCAGAAAAACUUCAGGAGAUGCAAUAUAAACACAUUUAUCAACUUCAUAAACAGCAGAAAUCUCAGCAAAGUCAAACUUUAGAACCGUCAGUUGAAUGGCCUCUUGUUAGACCAAACCUGAACAAGUUUAGUAUAAAACAGCCUGUAACUAACCAAUAUGGAUAUCAAGUUCCAAAAGCAUUCUCACUUAGCAAACCAACUGGAGAACAUCUCCAAAGAGUACCAUUGAGCAUUCCGCGCGCAAAGGAGGAAACUCUUUCAAAACAUUCUAUUUUGGGCCCAAAUGGGCUUCGUGGGCAGUGGCAGGGUCCAACUCACUACAAGGUUCAGUAUCCAAGUAAUUUAGACUUCACUCCUGUACAGAUCACAGGGGUUAAUAGCACUCAGAAUUCUACUGAGGAUGGGAUUGUGAUGAAAGAGGAAAAUGGCGGCUCAAAACAAGAUAAAUCAAGCUUGGAAUCUGUAGUUCCGCCAAAAACUGAUAGCCAACAGAUUGAAGAAUCUAUUUCCCUCAUAUCUUUUGAAGAUGACAGUGCUUCACAAAGUGAGGUAAUUAGAGAACCUUCUCCCCCACCUGUUCUAGCAGAGGUACAGGAUUUGAUUCCAGCCUCAACGCCAGAGACUCAAACAGAAAGUGGGUUGGUAAAUGCUUCUGAUGAUGCUUUAGUAUGUUCCGAGGAUCCCCUACAGUUGCACAUACCAACCGAACUGAUGAACAGUUUUAUGAAGCUAGCAAAGUCAAACACCAAUAAGAACUUAGAAACAUGCGGUGUCCUUGCAGGUUCCCUCAAAAACAGGAAAUUUUACAUCACUGCUCUUAUUAUUCCAAAGCAAGAAUCAACUUCAGAUUCGUGUCAGACCACAAACGAGGAGGAAAUAUUUGAAGUGCAGGACAAGCAGUCUCUUUUUCCCCUUGGAUGGAUUCAUACACAUCCUACACAAUCUUGUUUCAUGUCAUCAAUUGAUGUACAUACACACUACUCUUAUCAGAUCAUGUUGCCAGAAGCCAUUGCCAUCGUCAUGGCACCAAGGGACACUUCAAGGAAGCAUGGCAUUUUCCGGUUGACUUCAGGUGGCAUGACCAUCAUCAGGCAUUGCCCGCGGCGGGGUUUCCAUUCCCACGAUCCUCCUUCCGAUGGUAGCCCGAUAUACAGACAAUGUACAGAUGUUUAUAUGAACCCUAAUCUGAAAUUUGAUGUCAUUGAUCUACGUUGAUUACUCUGGCCUUUAGUGGUGUUUGAUAUAAUGCUAAUUCAUGAUAUAUCAUUGAAGUACAUUGUGCUGUGUGUGGAUUUUGACUAGCUAAAUGUUUGUAAAAAUUGAAUUACCAUUGCCUAAGAAAUUGUUUGAUUGGGUAGCUAAA
Messenger RNA from Salvia splendens (bonfire salvia), 1857 nucleotides. RefSeq names its product AMSH-like ubiquitin thioesterase 1. The record is from RefSeq and is a predicted model, not a curated record. Lineage: Eukaryota; Viridiplantae; Streptophyta; Magnoliopsida; Lamiales; Lamiaceae. Gene Ontology annotation, molecular function: K63-linked deubiquitinase activity; metal-dependent deubiquitinase activity; protein binding. Gene Ontology annotation, cellular component: membrane; endosome. Gene Ontology annotation, biological process: protein K48-linked deubiquitination; protein K63-linked deubiquitination. The transcript is spliced from 14 exons. Bases 183 to 1709 code for a protein of 508 amino acids.